AUGCCCGAAUUGGCGAAAAACGUAGCCCCCAUCGAGAAGUUCUGCCCGUACUGCGAGGAGAACGUGAUCACCGACGUCGAGGAGGUGCCCAAGCGUCUCACCUGCAUCAUUCUGGGACUCAUGUGCCUCUUCUGUUGCUUCUGCUGCAUACCGGGCUUCAUGCUGGUGGACGGGUCGCGCGAGGCCCAGCACAGGUGUCCGAAGUGCUGCGAGCUUCUGGGCCGGGUCGACCUCAAGGGCAUGACGAUACGCGAGCUGCGCGACGAGGUGCGCAAGGAGAAGCUCAGCUCGGAGAAGAAGAAGAAGCAGCAGCAGCAGGAGAAGAAGAAGAAGAACAAGAAGAAGGACAGCGACAACGAGGCCGAGGAAGAGGUCCACGAGUAGAGAAGACAUUUUUUUUUUCUUCUCUUUCGCCGGCUUGCGAUCGAAAAUUUCGAAGCAGCUGCUGUGCCGACGACGACGAAGAAUUUGCAACGUU
Trichogramma pretiosum is the source of this 478-nucleotide messenger RNA. RefSeq names its product lipopolysaccharide-induced tumor necrosis factor-alpha factor homolog. The transcript is spliced from 2 exons. The coding region runs from base 1 to 384 and encodes 127 amino acids. Lineage: Eukaryota; Metazoa; Arthropoda; Insecta; Hymenoptera; Trichogrammatidae. The record is from RefSeq and is a predicted model, not a curated record.